Molecule: messenger RNA, 540 nt
Organism: Acanthamoeba castellanii str. Neff
Lineage: Eukaryota; Discosea; Longamoebia; Acanthamoebidae
Exons: 2
Coding region: 1-540 (179 amino acids)
Source: RefSeq, a predicted model, not a curated record
AUGGCCCAGCACCUCAACUUCAUCAUCGUCCUGCUCGCCCUGGUCGCCAUCGCUGCCACGGCCGUCCAGGCCACGGGCGGGCUCUUCGGUGGCGACUACUGCGACGACUCGGCCUUCGACCCGAAGAUGAUUCGCGCCGCCGACUUUUACCGCCAGAAGGGCCUCUUCGCGUCGGCCUUCGCCCAGUUCCGGUCGUGGACCCGCGAGGCCAACCUGACCAGCGCCGCCGAGCUCCAGGCCGUGGCCGACCAGCUGGCGGGCCUGGCGGCCACCUACGCGGCCGAGUUCGACUCCGCCACGCAGGGGUUCACCAUCACCCGGUCGUCGGGCAUCAUCAUCAUCGACACGGCCUCGGCGCCGACCAUGGUCAACCCCAACCUCGAGAACCACAACACCCGCUACGAGUACGCCAAGGCCAUCCAGUGCCGCGACCACGGCGCCCCCGGUCGUAAGACGCUGCACUUCUUCGCUAAGGCCAUACAGACUGGGCUCGACGGGACCUGGUUUGUGUUCCGCAUCAACUUCUUUGAAACCAACUAA